GUCUAAUUACCUGUCAAUGACGUCACACUAGAUGUAAUUUGAUAUUGGAAGAACAACCAGACACUUCGUGUUGCUACGAUCUUUUUUCCGUUCUACGUUCUAGCAAAUGAAGUGCACUAAAGCAACUGUGCAGGAUGUCGAAGGAAACGAUGAUAAUCUUUGUUUACGACCUAACUAAAAAAGUGGAAAACGAUGACCCAACGGGCUCUAUUAUUUACUUCCAUCCUAUGUGGGUGUCGGAACUGCAGAAAAAAUCGCUCUGUGGUCAAUUGAUGGGAUCCACGUACUUUCUUGGCGAGACACUAUCGAAGGUUCGGUUCAUUUCCCUACAGAACGGCAAAUUUGCUCUACGGUCGCAUGGGCGAUUCAUGCUGGCUGUGGGAUCUGACCGUAACAUAGCAGAAUCCAUUCUUGAGUACCGGGCAAGUCUAUUGUCCUCGUUGAUUGAAUUAUAUCAUGGCGAUUUCAAUACCCUGUACAAUGUUUACGUCGAAAAGGAGCAGAAAACGGGAUUUAAUGAAAAGGUGUUCUGUUUGAUGGAGUCUACCUUGCCAUUGCUGCAAUUCAAUGGGAAUAUUUUGCAGAAUAUGCCCCUUCUCCGGCUACCAAAAUGCGCAAGCAAUGUCUACUUGGAAUCCAAUCAAAUACUUCAGAGCUUCCUGCAAAACAAAGGAGUCUUGGGCGGGUCCAUAUUUUACCACAACAAGGUAUUGGCUUCACAGUUGCCGACGAAUUUGACGAAAAUGUUCGUGUAUUCCGAUCCUUAUCGCAUGAAACUAGCGGAAAUGAUAGCAGUCACAUUCCAUGUGCCAAAUGGCGUUAGCCUCAUCAGUGCGUACAUAACCAAGCGUGACUACGCUCAGCUGGUGGAUGCAACGAAAAACAUUCCAAUCUAUUUUAACAAUUGUGCCACAGCCGCACCAACCGCCGGAACAGUACCGUUUGCCAUUAAGAAGAAGCUAAUGCCCUCGAAAGAGCUCGGCGGAACCGUUGCCGGGUUUCCGAUGCUGAAGUCUGACAAAUCGAUUAUCUUUUCAAACAUUCCCGAAGAAGACACGGUUGGUGCUGAGGGUGGGAUCUGUGAGCAGACGCAAAAGAAAACGUUCAACGCCGUGUCCAGGCCAACAUUUCUGCCAUUGAAAUUUAAAAAUCUAACAUCACGAGACAUAAUCGAUUCUGGUGUAAAUUCCAUCAACUUUGAUGAGUCCGAUAGUUUUCCUAACUUUAUCGGUAAAACCAGCGUCUGUUCAACGCCACUGACUGAGAAUAAGAUCGUGCCAAAUAGGAACAUAAUGUCGAUAUGCGUCACACAGGAUCAACAACAACCACCCUCUGCACCACCGGCAGAAGAAAGCGACCGUAAUAUGGACGCUCUGGAAGAUAACGAUAAUUUACCAACAUCGAUGGAAGCAAAUGCCAGUAUUUUAAAAUGUUUCAACGCUAGAAAGUACAGUAUCCUCAAUAAUCCUUUCAUGAUGCCAAACAAUAUUCGCUGUGCAUCGAUGUCCAGUUUAACCGCAAAAGCAAAUGAUGAAACGGAAGAAAAUUCACCAGCCGAAGGAAGAAACGGUGUGGAAAAAGAAACAAAAAAUAAGUAUCAACAUUUAUUUCCUAAAGACUACGACCCGUUCAAAACUAUCAGUGAUCCACUCUAUCCGAUUGAAGAUCAGCGUAAACGGGCGAUGUCGUACAGUUUGUUCCAAGAUUUCGAACGAACUCGCAACGAACGGAUUGCCGAACUGGUCGAACAGGAAGUAAAACAAGAAAUCAAAGGUAAAGAUAAGUCCAGUAAGGAUAAACUACCUAACAACACAUCCGCAAUGGAUGUUCGAACAUCGGCUACUAACUCUGUAGCAUAUGCAGGGCAUAAAGCUGAUCGAUCAUCAGAACAUCCGGAUACUGGAAAACCUGCUACGACACCUAAAGAUCGUCGUGGUCUCAGCUUGCCUAUCAAAUCAUUUAAUCUGAAUGAUGAUCCACUUCCCGCACGAGUGGCUACCAAUGGUGGAGCAAACGUUGGCCAGGAACUGUUCACGCGCCGUAAAAGCACACUGGAACUAACGCCACUGAUGACCAAACUAACGGUACUGGCAAUGAAUGACACCGAAUCGAGUGGCGUAUCCAGUUGGGAUACCACUCCGGGAUGCAGCUAUAACAUGGCAAUAUCACCACAAGAAUACAUUCCGCAGCGACGGAAAUCGCAAGACAUAUCACAGUCGGUGGCAUCGUCGAACGGUUUGCCUGCCGGUGAUGAGAAGGCUCUAGUCAAGGUGGAUCUGUUCGUUUGCGUACAGCAAAACAUGACGUUGAUACUAGUCAUGCAGGAGAAAAACUGCAAAAAUCAACGUCUUGUGCAAACACUGUUUGAAUCGUGCGUUUCGAAAUUUCUAAGGAUUGAAAACGAUAUUCAGCUGGCAAUGAAUAUUAACGUCGAUGGGUUUGAUAAAGCGGACGGUUACAGUCUGAUUGCGCUCGAUUCGGAUUGGGAUGUGGCUAAAAAAAAUGGACCAUGGAACGCAUUGGAGUUGCAAACUGCGGAAUCUUUACAUACCUACUUCAGAAAGAGCAGCCUAGUGACGGAAGUGACGCUAAAAUCGCAGGAAACUGUGCUAUAUGGGUAUCAGUGUGGAAUGCGGGAGCUGUUUUACACGCAGAUCGCGAAUGCGCAAGGCGGAUUACCUCCGCCGCAAGAUGUGAUGGGUGCAGUUCCGCUGUGCGCCAAACGCCGCAUCGAGCGCGAUCAUUUUGCGUUAUUACUUUAAACGAAACUGUGCAAUCAUAUGUUUAGCUAAUCUUCGCCACAGCGUACUGAGAAUUAGAUAUCCCCUGCGCAUCACAUCACAUGUUUCGCCUACCGUAUUCCGUGUUCUUCUCCGUACGGGGCCAAAUUUUAAUAAUCGUCUAAUCUACUACUCUCAUCAUUAGCCGUCGAAUUCCUAGACAACCUAUUUCAAAGGAUAGCAUUCCAUUUCUGUGUUGUUCGUUUGAGGUAUGUUCGUAAAUAAAUGUCCUGACAUAGGAAUGAAAAGAAGAA
Molecule: messenger RNA, 3034 nt
Organism: Anopheles funestus (African malaria mosquito)
Lineage: Eukaryota; Metazoa; Arthropoda; Insecta; Diptera; Culicidae
Gene: HPS4
Exons: 8
Coding region: 135-2762 (875 amino acids)
Biological process (GO): vesicle-mediated transport
Source: RefSeq, a predicted model, not a curated record